UGACCUGGCAACAACACAGCGUAGCUACUAGUGGAGUCAGCCGCGGAACAAAAACAAUGACACAGCUCGGGCGGCUUGGAAAACACCAACAAAUGUAAAGACUUUCGAGGCGACUCCCGCAGCUUUUUCUGGCACAUUUUCCAGCCGAACCUUUGGCGGAUAUUCGCGUGGUGGAAACCGACCGGGUAUUGUUUUUUUUAGGACACUUGUCAGCCUGGAAGCUAGCUGCUGCCGUUUGGACGCCAAUGAAAGGGCGCUGGUUCGCCAACUCCCCUGGCUUCUUCUUGACUGCUUUUCUUUGCUUCAGCCGCUCGGUGAGGUGCACAGAACAUUUGUUUACGGAUGAGCGAUAACUCCUGGCGACGAAGCUAAAGCUAGCUGUCCUGUUGUUAGCACAACAAUUGCACAUUCAUCAUUUCAGGCUCAUUGUCUCGCUCGGUGCUCGCUACGCUAAAAACACAGCGUUUUACAUUGGAAUGACUUUGUAUUUCAACUGCUGCCGUCGGUGCAACGCGCGUAAACAAGCAGUGUCGAUUAUAUAAGGCUGCCACUUCAGUCGACGUCAUUUAUGCUCAAUUGCAUCACGGAUAGUGGCACUAGUUACGCGUCACGGCUCGUCCCGUUUGAAGCCUUUGAGGCUGUGAAUGUGUUUCGACGUUAUUUAAGAGCAGAGUGUUAGUUAAGCCGGCCACGAUGCAGCGGCAGCAGCUGUGAGCUGGUUGUUUUCCGUCCCCUUGGUCGCACUUGAUUGUUGUAUGUGGUGCCGUCGCGUCCUCGCCAUCGAUCUGGAGUCGAAGUGAUUCUCGAGAGCCCCCGGUUUACGUGGCAGGGAACGAUGAGUGGCCAUGGCUCGUCUUCUGAGAAAGGAGUCAACACGAGCCUGAUCUGCCAGGAGAGUUACGCCUGCGGCGGCUCCGAGGAAGCAGCGUUCGAGUGCGACGAGUGCAGAAGCCUCCAGUGCGUCCGCUGCGACCUGGAGCUCCACAGCCAGGAGCGACUCCACCACCACGAGCGGGUCCAGAUCAGCGCCGGCCAUGUGCCCUACUGCGACCACUGCAAAGGAGCCAACGGUGACAAGCGUCAUCGAUCGGUGGUCCGCUGCCAGAACUGCAAACUGAACUUGUGCCAGGAGUGUCAGAAGCGCACCCACAGUGGGGGCAACAAGAAGAAACAUCAGCUCACGUCAUAUCCUCCGUCCCCGAGAGCGUCCCAGGUCACAGCUGUCCAAACAUCUAUCCCCCCGCCUGCUGUUCAAGGGGAGGAUGAGAGCAGAUCGAUUAGAGUCAAACUACUGGAGAACGUCUCCAGUUUCCUGCUGGUGGAUGAGAACGAGGAGAUGCAAAUUAAAGAUGAGGCCACGUUCGUAAAGCGGCUGGGCUGCCCCUCUGACCAGCUGCUGAAGGUGGUCUCCAUCUUUGGCAACACCGGCGAAGGCAAAUCUCACACCCUCAACCACACGUUCUUCAUGGGGCGAGAGGUCUUCAAGACCUCUCCAGCACAAGAGUCCUGCACGGUGGGCGUGUGGGCAGCGUUCGACCCCGUCCAUAAAGUGGUGGUCAUCGACACAGAGGGGCUGCUGGGGAACUGCGCCAAUCAGGGCCAGAGGACCCGUCUCUUGCUUAAGGUGCUCGCCAUCUCCGACCUCAUCAUUUACCGCACGCACGCGGACCGUCUCCACGAUGACCUCUUCAAGUUCCUGGGCGACGCCUCGGAGGCCUACUUGAAGCAUUUCACCAAGGAGCUGAAGGCCACGACUGCCAGAUGUGGUCUGGAUGUCCCGCUGUCCACCUUGGGCCCUGCUGUGGUCAUCUUCCACGAAACGGUCCACACCAAGUUGCUGGGAUCAGGCAAGUCGUCGGAGGUGGUGGAUCGCCACCUCCUGGAGCGCUUCAAGAAGCUUUCUCGUUACCCCGAAGCCUUCAGCUCGGUCCACUACUGGGGAACGCAGACUCUGACUCCGCCGACCGACUUCCGCGGCCUGCAGAACAAGCUGGAGCUGCUGUUGGACAACAACGCCACGCGGUCGCCUCGUAGCCCAGUGGUCAUAUUCAAAGCUCUGAUGGCCCUCAGUGAACGCUUCAACGGAGAGAUUGGAGAAGAGCUGGUCUCUAACAACUCCUUCUUCCCUGACGAGUAUUUCACCUGCUCUUGCUUGUGCCUCAGCUGCGGAUCGGGCUGCAAAAACAGCAUGAAUCACCUGCUGGAAGGAGAUUUCCAUGAAGCAAAGCAUCGCUGCCGCUACUCUGUACAGCAUGAUAAUCGAGUUUUCACCUGUAAGGGCUGCUAUGAAAAAGGUAAAGAAGUGAUUGUUGUCCCGAAAACCUCCGCCUCUUCAGACUCCCCCUGGAUGGGUCUUGCCAAAUAUGCCUGGUCUGGGUAUGUCAUUGAGUGUCCCCACUGCGGAGUGAUCUACCGCAGCCGUCAGUACUGGUUCGGGAACCAGGAUCCAGUGGACACAGUCGUUCGCACUGAGAUCAAGCACGUGUGGCCCGGGGCGAGCGGCUUCCUGAAGGACAACAGCAAUGCAGCGCAGCGGCUUCUGGACGGAGUCAACCUGGUGGCCCAGUCCGUGUCGGAGCUCAGCGUCAAGCCCACCAAGGCCGUCACCUCCUGGCUGACCGAUCAGAUCGCGCCGCCCUACUGGAAAUCCAACUCCCUCAUCUUGGUGUGCCAUAAAUGCAACUUAGUCUUCCAGGACAACGACACCAAGCAUCACUGCCGUGCCUGCGGAGAAGGUUUCUGCGACGAAUGCUCGUCCAAAGUGGCCCCGGUGCCUGAGCGAGGCUGGGGGCUGGGGCCUGUACGAGUGUGUGACGACUGCUAUGAGCAGAGAGCUUCGUAUGAAGAGAGCGUUGACCCUGAGAUGGAGGAGGAGGAGGGCGGGACUCUUGCCAGGAAGGUUGGCGAGGCUGUGACCAAUACGCUCGGCGUCGUGGUCACUGCGAUUGACAUCCCGCUUGGCCUGGUUAAAGACGCGGCCCGCCCUGCCUACUGGGUUCCCGACCAGGACAUCCUCUCCUGCCACCACUGCCAGCGCGAGUUCACUGCCAAACUGUCCAAGCAUCACUGCCGCGCCUGCGGUCAGGGAGUAUGUGCCGACUGCUCCCCGGAGCGCCGGCCUGUUCCAUCCAGGGGCUGGGACCACCCGGUGCGCGUGUGCACCGGCUGCAACCAGAAAUCCGGAGAUCUUUAACACCCGCAGCCGCUCACCGCUGCAUCUCUCUAAAGGUUCUAGUCCAGUCACGUAUAUCCGGGCUGAUUUUUUUUCUUUUUUUUUGUCGGGACGUUCCGUGUUCCAGUGGCCUUCAUAGAACAGCCGGAGAUAUGUAUGAUACUUGACCCUGAGUGGGAUGGAACUACAUUUCCUCUCACUCAAAGAAACUAUUUUAAAAUCCAUAAAAAGGUUGUUGUGCUAUUUUUCUACUAUCAGAAAAUAUUAUAAAAAAAAAGUUGUAUCAUUUAUUAAAGAGUUAGUCGCAAACCCCCGACGGGUUGUAGUUGAUAUUACCAAGCAUUAUUUCUGUGUCACGGCCAGGAGAUAUUGAACAUGCGUGCUGGUUCGAUUGCAUGCUGCAUUGCAACAUUUUCAGGUUUUGCACUAAACCUUUUUCUUUCCAGCUGUUAUAAGCUGUCGCUUACUAUGGCCAAAAUCCAGAUAUCCACCCGAUCAAGCGGUCUGGAUUUGGGAUAUCUGGGGUGCCAAAAUCAUUCAGGUCACUGUCUGUGUUUUUAUUUGAACUUGUGGUUGUAUGACGAUGUAGCGCUAACUAUAGAGGAGUGGAUUUGUCGACUAAAGGUAUUUAUGUAGUGAAAGCAACACUAUUAACACGUGAGCAUGUGUGAGAGGUGAACGGUGGCCAUUUUGACUCCCAGAACUUUCUUAUUGUGUAGAGUUUCUUUAUCUAUAGCUGUUAAAUAUAGCUCCCCUUGUCACCUGCGACAAACAAGUCUUUAUCCUGAAUUCAAACUGGAAACUUUUAAAUAAAGUUAAAAACAAAAAAGGUCUGGGUUUGGUGAGCAGUCACAUGGUCUUUUGUUUGAAAUCUAGGAGGUUCUCUCCGCUGUUUAAAGUGGCCAAUGCCAUGUUGGAGCUAAGCUACGAGACUAAAGAAAGCUGAGUGUGUGGAAGGGGCAAUCACGUUUCAAACCAGUCAAAAAUAGUAUCGGUUGUGUCUCGAACACUGGAAUAGAAGCACUCCGGAUGUUCUGCUUGAGCUUUUAUAACACCAAUUGGCAACCAGCUGCAGGUUUUCGGUGCUGGAAACACUUGCAGGGUAGCAUCAUGUAACACUAGGAUAGAUUCACACCUAUAUAUUCACCUUAAACCAGUGUGAGUCGACUAUUUUGAUCACUCCCUUUUCCGCUUUUUAAAAUCAGUUUGGCAUUAUGUACUGUAUUUAUUUACUUUUGUUAGAACUGUAUGUGUAUCCAUUAAUGUUGUCAAUCACUUCAAAUCCAAUACAGGACUGUAUUAAAGCCAAGCACAAGGUCUGUGUUAUAUUUUUUAGAAUGAGGGGUACAUUUCCUUGUGACUUGUCUUUUUUUUUUUUUUUUGUUCUGAUGUUUGGGAUGUCCCGUCGAACAAACCAUCCUCGGAGAUCACAAUAUUUCAUAGGCAGGAAGUAUCAUGGCGUCCGUUUCCUAGCAAGUGUGCGUGAUCCGUCGUUCCUGCUCUGUUUUGCUGUUUGAGAUGAAGACGUGGUGAUGUCAUAAACACUUCAUGUGCAACACAAAAAAAAAGAAAAAAAAACCCACGCAUGACUGAGACCUUUUAAACUUGAAUCUCAUGUGUGAGUACUUGUUGAAGUGGUGACGGAUUUGCAUACAUUAAAGUUGUGUCAGCUCUUGUCACUCUAACACAGAACCUGAAAUUGCCUCAGUAUUUUUUGUGUGUGUAUAUCUUUCUGUGUGUGUGUUUCAAUCUCCAUGUCAAACCACGCACUGUGUGGGAGGAAUAGAUCAUGUGCGUGCUUCAGUCGCUGAGCUGUUUCUCUCCAACGCUGCAGCUGCGCAGACAGGAAAGGAAACUUGCUGCUUAUUGAUGGUGAUAAUCCAGAAUGUUAUCCAAGGUUGAGUUGGAAACCUUUUGCAGCCCGAAUGUUUUCCAGGUCUGAGCUACACUACACAGGCCUCUGAUGCCUCAGAUCUGCUGUGAGUCUCUCCCAGAUGGCUGAGCUCCCCAAAGAGAGUCCAGACAAAAAAAAAAAAACCAAAAUCACAUUCACCAAAUGAUGUGACCACAUGAAAGACUAGUUAAAUAAGGUCUUUUUGCCUUUUGGUUCAGCUCUUUUCACACCAGCUCCUCAUGACUGAAGACACUGCACCAAUCCAUCCUUCCCUUCUGAACAUAUGUAAGAAUGUAUGAACAACUCCUGCUCACGAGAAUGAUGAUAAAUGAUUCAUAA
This is a messenger RNA of Synchiropus splendidus (mandarinfish), 5405 nucleotides long. Its product is annotated as zinc finger FYVE domain-containing protein 1-like. The record is from RefSeq and is a predicted model, not a curated record. The transcript is spliced from 11 exons. Bases 836 to 3193 code for a protein of 785 amino acids. Lineage: Eukaryota; Metazoa; Chordata; Actinopteri; Syngnathiformes; Callionymidae. Gene Ontology annotation, molecular function: zinc ion binding.